Messenger RNA from Phaeoacremonium minimum UCRPA7, 1059 nucleotides. RefSeq lists its product as hypothetical. The transcript is spliced from 2 exons. The record is from RefSeq and is a predicted model, not a curated record. The coding region runs from base 1 to 1059 and encodes 352 amino acids. Lineage: Eukaryota; Fungi; Ascomycota; Sordariomycetes; Togniniales; Togniniaceae.
AUGUCCAAGGCAUUCCUCCUCUCCGCCCUCAUUGCCUACGCUGAGGCCCGUUUCGGCCAGGAGCAGACCCCGGUCCAGUUCAUCACCGCCCUGAGCAACUUCGGCAACCCGGGUGAGGCCGCCACUCUGGCUGGUGGUGUUCCCGGUGUCCUCCUCGCCGCUGCUGAUCCAUGUGCCAAGCUCGAGCUUGCUGACAAGAUCGUCACCACUCUCGGCACUGACCCUGCGGUCAUCUCUGGCGCGAUCCAGCUGGUUGCCGCCGAGCAGAACUUCAACCCUUUUGUUGUCUCUGUUCCCAACAUCUGCGGAGAUGCCAGCCUUCCUGCCACCGCUGAGCUCCGUGGUGUUGUUCCCCUGAUCGACCCGGCCGUCGUGGGCUCCGAUCUCGAGAACGCCAACUCGGCCGCCUCAGUCACCACCCCCUUUGAUGCCACCGGCAAGUCUGUUGCCGACGUCAUGAUUGACCAAGGCUUCAGCAACUUCACCGUCAACGGAGCUGCCGCCAACGCUGGUAGCGGCACGGGCGGUGACGACAGCGCUGCUACCACAUCCGCAGCUGCUGUGGCAACCACCAGCGCGGCCGCCGUUUCAUGCGGCGGCGCCGUCAUCACCACCACAGUCCUCGCAGACGCCUCAGCCACUGCUGAUGUCUCUUCCACCGUUGCCGAGGUCGCUACCACCACCGCCGCCGAGGCCGCCGCGACCUCCGCUGCCGCUGACACCGGCGCCAGCGGCGGUGCCAACCCGGGCGCGACCACCUCUCUCGACGGCGUCGACUUCGGCCUGUGCGACCCGCAGAUGGACUUCCAGUUCGGCCGCACCGGACGCAAGGCCGACGAGGGCACCUUCCUGCCCAUUGACGAGCUCGUCGCCAAGGGCCAGCAGGACGCCCUGAACCCCAACAUCAUCACCAACCGCAUCUGCGACCAGCUGACCAACGUCUGCGAGGCCAACCAGGCCGCCAAGGACGUCUGCCAGACGGCCAAGGCGCUCGUCGCCUCGCUCGGCACCAAGGACGCCAGCACGGCUGCGGCGUUCAACCAGGCUCUGGGCUUCUAA